UGUGAUAAAUCCGUUCAAAAACAAAUAAAAUGAGGUUAGUGUUAUGAGGUUAUACGAGAUUUUUUGGUACAUUAGCCAAAAUCAAGUAAAAUAAAGACAAUUUUUGUUAUUUAUAUUUCAUAUUAUGAUUUAAAAUACUGAGAAAAUAUAAAAUGGCUCAAUGGAUAGGGUGCAUGGUAUCAAUAGAAAGUGUAAAGGGCACUUAUCAGGGAGAAAUUGUUGCAGCAACAGGUAGUGAAAUUACAGUAACCAAAGCUUUUUGUGACGGAAUACCUUGUGAUCUCCCAGCAGUUACUAUAAGAGCUGAAGAAAUAUCAGAUCUAAAAUUGAUAGAAAAACAAGAAAGUCCCGCUGGUCGCAGUACAGUUGUUGUUGCUAAACCUGUUCCAAAACGUAUAGGACGAUCAACGUCAGAAAGUUCUUCAGUAACUAAGCUAAAUACAAAUAUUAAUAAUCUUAAGUCUCGACCGAUUGAUAUUGAUACUAGGAAUAACAGUCAGGAUUCACAGUACUAUAAAAACUUUACUCCAAAUAAAAAAGAUAAAACAAAAGGCAAAUGGAACAAAGGUUGGAAAGAUGAAGCAUGUUUCGGAUCUCCAUUAGACAGUACAAUAAAUAAAGAUUUUGAUUUUGAAAAGAAUUUGGCCUUAUUUGAUAAACAAGCAAUUUGGGAUGAAAUAAACUCACAAAAGCCUGAUGUAGUGAAACAGACAGACCAGAAUAGGAAGCAAAGUAAAUACAGGCAUGAUGAGAAUAUCUUAGCUACGUUACCAACAGCCUUUCGUCAAAUUACAGUUCCAAAGCAUGAGUUUUUCGAGUUUGUUACUGAUGAUGGGCUUAUAAUCCCUAGUAUUUCAAGAUCAUUACGAAAUAAAUUGUGGACAGUUGCAGAUAGAGUUGGUCUAACUGCUGAAAGAAGAAUAGAACUUAUGGGAAGAGCUGCCACAGAAAUGGCCCUUCAAUUGCUUGGUGGUGGUCAUAGAUUAAAUCCACAUAAUAGUCACCAAUUUCCAACCGUUAUAAUUCUUUGUGGUCCCCAUGAGCAAGGAGCCUUUGGAGCGAAUGCCGCCAGACAGCUGGCAACCCACGGUGUAAAUACUGUACUUUACACAACUGUAGCUGAUUCUCCUAAAACUAAACAAGAAAUCGAUUUGUAUAGACUCACUAAUAACAAAACAGUUUCGAACGUGUCGCUUUUACCAAAUUAUGCCGAUCUCAUUAUAGUAGCAUUGUGUCAGGAUUGUGAUUCCCCGAUGGUUUAUGAUACAUUAGCGGAUUGGACAAAUAGAAAUAGAGCUCCGGUUUUGGCUCUUGAUCCUCCUUCGGUCGGAACUCCUGGUAUCUUAACGAAAUUUUCUCUUGUUCCUGUCCUGCCUUUUGCUCAUUCUCCAGAAAAUGGGAAAGUUUAUCUCUGUAAUCUGGGGUUUCCAGUUGAGAUUUUUAACGAAGUUGGAAUAAAAUACAUGUCGCCUUUUGGUUCUAAAUUUUUUAUAGCCUUGCAUCCCAAAGAGGAAGAAUGUUAAUAUAGAAAUUAAGGCAAACGUAUAAAUUUUUGACUUGGUGAUAUUGGAAGCGUCAUACUUAUGUAUACAGGGUGUUCCGUUUUGUGUAUUUAAUUGGGUUUCUGAAAUUUAUAAUUAAAAAGACAUUCUCCUGUUGAAAUGCUCAUAAAUGUUA
Messenger RNA from Agrilus planipennis (emerald ash borer), 1677 nucleotides. It is a transcript of the gene Edc3, whose product is annotated as enhancer of mRNA-decapping protein 3. The record is from RefSeq and is a predicted model, not a curated record. Gene Ontology annotation, molecular function: mRNA binding. NCBI's taxonomy places the organism in Eukaryota, Metazoa, Arthropoda, Insecta, Coleoptera, Buprestidae. Gene Ontology annotation, biological process: P-body assembly; deadenylation-independent decapping of nuclear-transcribed mRNA. Gene Ontology annotation, cellular component: P-body. The transcript is spliced from 4 exons. Bases 153 to 1523 code for a protein of 456 amino acids.